Miniopterus natalensis is the source of this 2220-nucleotide messenger RNA. It is a transcript of the gene LCP2, whose product is annotated as lymphocyte cytosolic protein 2. Gene Ontology annotation, molecular function: protein binding. NCBI's taxonomy places the organism in Eukaryota, Metazoa, Chordata, Mammalia, Chiroptera, Miniopteridae. The record is from RefSeq and is a predicted model, not a curated record. Gene Ontology annotation, biological process: cell surface receptor protein tyrosine kinase signaling pathway; intracellular signal transduction.
AUGGCUUUGAGGAACGUGCCCUUCCGCUCCGAGGUCCUGGCCUGGGACCCCGACAGCCUCGCGGACUAUUUCAGGAAGCUGAACUACAAAGACUGUGAAAAGGCGGUGAAGAAGCAUCACAUCGACGGGCCACGGUUUUUGAACCUGACAGAAAAUGACAUUCAGAAGUUCCCCAAGCUCCGGGUGCCGAUCCUCAGUAAGCUGAGUCAAGAAAUCAACAAGAACGAGGAGAGGAGGAGCAUUUUCGCGCCGCGCAGACCCCAGGUCCAUCGGUUUCCUGAAGAAACAGAAAGCCACAUGGAAGACAACGGCGGCUGGUCGUCCUUUGAAGAAGAUGACUAUGAAAGUCCCAAUGACGAUCAGGAUGGGGAGGAUGAUGGUGACUACGAGUCCCCCAAUGAGGGUGACGAGGUGCCCUUGGAAGACGAUGCCGACUAUGAGCCACCCCCCUCCAAUGAUGAGGAAGCGCUGCAGAACUCCAUCCUGCCCGCCAAGCCGUUCUCCAACUGCAACUCCAUGUACAUCGACCGGCCCCUCUCGGGGAAAUCCCCACAGCAGCCGCCCGUGCCCCCCCAGAGACCGAUGGCUGUCCUCCCUCCCCCACCAGCCGGCCGGAGCCACACGCCACUCCCCACACCCCAGCCUAACCACGAAGAGCCCAGCAGAAGCAGAACCCCCAAAACAGCAAAGAUCCCUGCUCCUUCGAUAGAUAGAAGCACGAAGCCUCCCCUCGAUCGCUCGUUGGCUCCAUUUGACAGAGAGCCCUUCACACUAGGAAAGAAACCCGUGUUUUCUGACAAGCCCUCGCCCGCCACAGGAAGGCCUCACGGGGAGCAUUUACCCAAGAUACAAAAGCCUCCUUUACCACCGACCACAGAGAGACACGACAGAAGCAGCCCCCUGCCAGGGAAGAAGCCACCUAUGCCAAAGCAUGCGUGGGGACCAGACAGAAGAGACGAUGAUGAAGAUGACGUGCAUCAAAGACCUUUGCCUCAGCCAACACUGCUCGCCAUGAGCUCCAACACUUUCCCUUCAAGAUCUGCCAAGCCAUCGCCCAAGCACUCCCUCCCAUCGUCCCACAUGUCCGGAGCAUUCUCAGAGAGUGGCAGCAGCUUCCCGCAGAGCGCCUCCCUGCCGCCCUCCUUCUCUCAAGGUCCUGGCAGCAGACCGCCUCCCAGAGCGGAAGGCAGGAACUUCUCCCUGCCAGUCCCAAGCAAACCUCGGCCGCCAUCCCCGGGCGAAGAAGAGAAUUCAUUAAACCAAGAUUGGUACGUUUCUUAUGUUACCCGGCCGGAGGCAGAAGCUGCUCUUAGAAGGAUAAACCAGGAUGGCACUUUUCUGGUUAGAGACAGCUCGAAGAAAACAGUAACCAAUCCGUAUGUCCUCAUGGUGUUAUACAAAGAUAAGGUUUACAACAUCCAGAUCCGUUACCUGGAGGAAAGCCAAGUUUACAUGUUGGGAACUGGACUCCGAGGGAAGGAGGACUUUCUGUCCGUGUCAGACAUUAUCGACUACUUCCGGAAGAUGCCGCUGCUGCUCAUCGACGGGAAGAACCGAGGCUCCAGGUACCAGUGCACGCUGACGCACUCGGCCGGCCACCGCAGCAAGUAGGCUGAGCAGCAAGCCCUCCCCGACCGUCACCAGCGCGGGGACACUGGCCAACCUGUGGCUGGACAAACACUUUGGACUGAAUCCAACCCUGCAGCAUGAACACGACGGUUUGGCCCUUCCACUUUAAAAAGUGUUUGAAAUGAAGGCCGUCAAGUGUCCCAUAAUUUAUUUAUUCUUCUUCGGUGUUUGUAAAGUGCACAAGUGAUAAUGGUCACACUUGAACUCUAGUCGUGCACUGUAUAAUUCAUCCAAAUAAUGUGCAUUUUUGAUACCCAUUUCAAAGCGCAGUAGUUUACAUGGCUACGAAAAUAAUUUGGGGCAAGUUUCAACACACUUAAACAGUAAUAGUUUUGAUAUCAUGUAAACAUAAAACUAAUAUUUUGGAUAGCCAAACCUUGUCAGUGGCAAUCAUCAGUUUUAUAUGUAUAAUUUGAAACCUACUAAAAUUAACCUUCUCAGCAGCAAUAAUUUAAAAGGCUUCAAAAACAUUUCAUCUUUUCUUCUUUGGUGUUUCUUUUUGUUGGGGGACUUUUGUAUACUUUUUUAUGAAAAGGUAAAUGCAUGUUGGAAUAACUUCCCGGGAUUAAAAUUAAUUUGCCUUUUGCUUUA